Funneliformis caledonium is the source of this 297-nucleotide messenger RNA. The record is from the annotation of a GenBank genome assembly. NCBI's taxonomy places the organism in Eukaryota, Fungi, Glomeromycota, Glomeromycetes, Glomerales, Glomeraceae.
AUGUCAACUUAUUCGCAAAAUGAGAAAAAAUUAUUAUACUCUAAAUGGUGCGAGAAAUUUGACCUUGCAAGGCACUCCUUACUUGCCAUUUUUGAACGACAGGACGGAAUUCAAGAAGUGAAACCAUCUCUACACAUUUCAACACAAAGAUAUCUCCAAAGUACUGUAAAUGUUCCAGUCAAUAUAAUUACUGGAGUCGGAUUUGGGGCAGUUGCUUGUGAUGGUCCUGGUAUUGGAGAUUAUCAAGUAGCUAUUCCUACCAACUUACUAUUUAACGGUGCUCGUGUUCCUAAUGAU